UUGUACUCACAAUUUAUAAAAUAAUUACCAUAAACAUAAAGAAAAACAAAUAUCUCAUACGACCACCAGGGGCCACUGUUUCAAUCUCAAGUUAUGAUUAACGCGCCUAAGACUUUCAUACAGGGCCUCCUUUCAGUGGAAAAUAAUAUAAAAAACUUGGGAAAAGUUUAACGUCUGUUUUUGCUCACUCUGUUCGCCAGUCUUUUAAAAGUUGUGUGGAUUUGCUCAUAAAGACAGAAGAGAUGAACCUAUUUAUUACUUUAUUGCCACUGAUGAGGUACAAAACCAAAGAAUAGCAAGCAGGUAAUUAAAAAUCUCAAACGGAUGCCAGUAACAAUCUAAAUAGGAAAUUACAAUACUCUUUGCGCACAGGUGUCGCUUUUCGCAGAAUGUGAUCUGGUAUAAAAGAAACACCUUGUGAAAUUCCGUUCUUAAAGUUGAGCACUGACCUGCCAUCAUAAGAAAUCAAGACGUCCUCAGCUUCAAACGUUGUCCAACAUGAAUCAAACCUGUAACAACUCCUGGGCCAACUUCAGCAGCAACUUGUCAAACGAGCUUAAACAAAAUGUAUCUAGAUCUGGUAAUGAUUCUGCUUGCCAAGAGGUCAUUCUUCAGUCAGCAACGGCAAUGAAUCCGCUUGAAGAUUAUUACAAAGCAGCUUUUGGUUCCUCUAUCUUCAUCGCCGUGGUCUCGUUCACUACGGUCUUGACCAAUAGUCUACUUCUGUUUGUAUUUUACGUCGACCCUCUAAAAAUUUUUCGCAACCCAACAACACUCUUCCUGAUCGGUUUGGCCAUUGUCGACUUAUUAACAGCCCUAACUCAAGAACCCAUUUACGCCAUUUGUUUUAUGUUGGUUUACUUUCAACAUCCUUUGACAGAGAAAUGCGGACCUUUCGCGCAUGCUGGAAGGUAUCUCAGCGCUUUUGCUAUGACGGCAUCCUUUCUAAUCGUCUUCGCCUUUACCUUUACGCAGUACAUCGUGGUUUCAUCUCCUUUAAAGUACGGCCGCCUUGUCACAAAGAAGAAAGUCUUGUUCGGUAUUGCGGUCAUCUAUCUUUACUCCGCAAUCUUCUGGUGCCUUCACUUGAUGGGCGUGUCUCCAAAUGUUCAGAAUAUUAUGGAUUCCUUUAUACACAACUAUCUCUUAGUCUUUAUCACCAUUGCUUUCUAUAUACUCCUACAUCGUGUGAUGAAAAAGAAGAUGACCGCAGGAAAAUCCCUUGAAAGCCAAACUGGGAAAAGAACCGCUCGCAAACAUAUCCGAGUUCAACGCAACUUUGUCCGAGUGAAUUUCAUGCUUCUUGCCGUGCUGAUUAUGUGUAAUAUGCCAUCAGCUGUCCAUUGGACGGUAAAACUGUUCAUGGAGGAAGAUCCUUCUGUCAAGACUCUGAUUGUAAACCUGAUGGUGGAUAACCUGCUUUACCUGAAAUUCCUGUUAGACCCGUUUGUCUACGCGUGGCGCAUGGUAAAGUACCGAGAAGCAUUCUAUAAAAGUAUUCGUCGCUUAUCCGCUGGCAGAAAGUCACAACACAGCUCUACUACAGGAAGAGGAACCCAAGAAACAGACGCCUCCAGCGCGCCCGCUAACGGAUCAGUGUUAACUUUGCUGAGUUUCAAAAGUCUGGCGUCAUGAAGUUCCUGAGCGCAUGACUCUUUAUUAGGCCCCGUCCUCACAACGCUGGAGAAAUUUGAAAACGGUGUUUUCACUCUGAAAAAGCGUCAAAUGUUUUCCGUCCAACAGUCAGCGGUCGUUUUAGAUUUCAUUUUGGUUUCUGAGGAAA
Molecule: messenger RNA, 1783 nt
Organism: Orbicella faveolata
Lineage: Eukaryota; Metazoa; Cnidaria; Anthozoa; Scleractinia; Merulinidae
Product: cannabinoid receptor type 1A-like
Biological process (GO): G protein-coupled receptor signaling pathway
Cellular component (GO): plasma membrane
Molecular function (GO): G protein-coupled receptor activity
Source: RefSeq, a predicted model, not a curated record